AUGCCUGUAAAGGGUGAUGAUGAUGGCGAUGAUGAUAACAAAAAGGAAAGCCUGCUGCAGCCAGCAAACACACCACGCUAUUUCGCGCACGUAGAUCGCUUGGGAAAAGAAAAUCCAGGAAAGAAGACGAAGGAGCACGAAAUAGUGCACUCGUUGAGGUUGGUCGCCGGGUUCCCGUCUUCUCUACGCAUGGAUUUUGCCUUGUUCCCUGUCCUGGUCCUGUCUAAGUCGAAUCUUCGAGUAGCAAACCAAGUUAAUGUAUGGAUGACGGAGCCCUCCACCCCUCCCCUUCGGACUCCCCUCCUACGAUUGUCGCCUCUUCCCUUCCAGGAAAAUCCGGGGAUCCUGUAG
Colletotrichum higginsianum IMI 349063 is the source of this 351-nucleotide messenger RNA. RefSeq lists its product as uncharacterized. The transcript has 2 exons. NCBI's taxonomy places the organism in Eukaryota, Fungi, Ascomycota, Sordariomycetes, Glomerellales, Glomerellaceae. The record is from RefSeq and is a predicted model, not a curated record. Bases 1 to 351 code for a protein of 116 amino acids.